AUGUGGACAUACCUGGAUGUUUAGCUCUCCUUUGCCGCCCUAACGGGUGAAGUCGUAAAUCCAUUCUUAGAUAUCUUGCCAAAAACUUCAACAAUAAUAAUGAUGCAGAUGCCCUCAGAAAUUCCAGCAGAACAUCUGCUUUCAAAGGAAAACAGCAUUCUGAAUGACUUAAAACAGGAGACUAAGGACACUCCUGGAUUUAACGCUCUAACAGAAAAUGAAUUGAUGGAAAAAGUGGAAAACAUUUUACUAGAGAGGAUAAAAAAUGGUGACAAAAGAGCUUACUUCCAGCUGGGAUUAUUUUAUUAUGAGCAGGCACAUUACGAAAAGGCAAGAAUAUACUUCGAGAGAGCAAAGGACAUUGACUUCCAAGCACUGUUUAUGCUGGCUGUCAUGUUGUUUGAUGGAGUAGGAGGAGAUGCUAAUACGGAGUUAGCUAUAGAAUACCUUCAGAAAAUUGAAUCUUCAAAAGCCAGACAUGCCAAGCAUCUUGUGAGAGCAGCUCAGUUUAAUAUUGGCAGGGCCUACUUCCAGGGAUAUGGUGUCAAGCGCCAGUCUGAUCAACAGGCAGAAAGAUACUGGUUGUUAGCAGCAGAUGAUGGAAACCCCAGUGGAAGUGUUAAGGCUCAGUCUGCUCUCGGCAUGUUUUAUUCUCGGGAAGAUACAAAAGACUUCAAUAAAGCUUUCUUUUGGCAUUCCGAGGCAUGUGGAAAUGGAAACUUAGAAUCACAAGGAGCCCUUGGGAUCAUGUAUGAGCAUGGUAUAGGGGUAAAGCCUGACCCAGAUGCAGCCAAUGUGUGCCUGAAGGAGGCUGCAGAGCGAGGCAAUGUAUACGCCAUGGGUAACCUGGUGGCCCAGUAUUACAGAAGGAAACUAUACACCAAGGCCUCUGACCUUGCUGCUAGAGUGUCCCAGUUUUCGAAUAUUGACCAGAUAGCCAAGGAAACGGACUGUUUACCUAGCUACAUAAGGAAGGGCAUUAGUACUGGCUGUUUCUAUUAUGCUCGCUGUCUGGAGGAGGGUCACGGUGUAAAGAAAGAUAAAGAUGAGGCCAAGAUGUACUAUUCUAAGUCAUACCAGUUUGACCCAGAUGUUUGUGCACAACUACAGAAUAUCACUCAACAUGGUGUUAUAUAGGUCAGCAUUCAAAUAGAUUUGAUACAAACACUUGAAAGAUUCCAAUCGUGUUGGACUGUCUAGCAUACCAAAGAAUUUAACCUUUCUGUUACUAGCAGCAUAACAUGAGGACAAAGCUUGGUGAUGUCUGCAACAGGAAAGAUUCAACAAAUUGACAGUUUACAGAAGUAUUUGUCUGUUAUGUAUACAUGAUAUUAAUCAGUUACAAAGGUUAGUAAGAAAAAGGCUUGAUGCAUUUUCCAGUAAUGUUGAAAGCCAUAAAGUGAUGUGCCACCUUACAUAUAUUCAUGCACAAAUCAUUGAUGUACCUCUUACAAACACAUACACUUCUACGUAAAAUCAUGUUUCAAUGUGUCAGUGAAGCAAUUCAGAUUAAAAAUUAAUCAAAAGAUGAACAGAAAUUUGUUUCUUUAAGUCGUAACUCUUUUGUUAUAGAGGUGCAUAUGUAGUGAGGUAGCAUGUCACUUUAAAGUUUAAUGGCUUCUGAACAGCUGAUGUCAUGAAAGACAGACCAUCAUUAUUUCUUUGGUGGAUAUUCUUUUCUUUUCUUAAGAAAAGAUUGAAAAAUUGUCCAGGUAACUCAGGCUGGUAAUUUGUGUACAUAUUACUGGGACAAAGAUAAAUGAAGUUAAACCUAAUCUCUCACUUGUGUUUAUAUUCAUUUGAUAUCAUGUUUGCCUAAAAAUAAAUUCUGAUGUCAAAUAUAUGCCCAUUUGUUGUCAAACAACCACUUUGUCAAUUGUUAUAUGAGCACUUCUGUGAUUCAAAAAGCAUGUUUUUAUUUCUGUACUUUUUAUUCAUGAGAGAUUGGGACCUGGUGAACAAAUUUGAUUUAUAACAGGAAAAACUUGUAUCAUUUUUGCAAUUUUUCAGUCAGUCGAUGAAGAAAGUAUCUAAUUUAAUUAACAAUAAAAAAUUUAGCCAAUGCAAAUAGGCAAAAAUGGUAGAGAAAUAAGUAUUUCAAAUUUUAAAAUGUGAAAUGAUCAAAUGAUCUGUUUUUGUGAACAAUAGAAAUUGAUGUACAGAAAUAUUAGCUGCAGAUCCUUAUGCAGGAAAAAUUUAAUUCCA
Messenger RNA from Ylistrum balloti, 2205 nucleotides. RefSeq names its product LRP2-binding protein-like. The record is from RefSeq and is a predicted model, not a curated record. The transcript is spliced from 8 exons. Gene Ontology annotation, molecular function: protein binding. The coding region runs from base 100 to 1137 and encodes 345 amino acids. NCBI's taxonomy places the organism in Eukaryota, Metazoa, Mollusca, Bivalvia, Pectinida, Pectinidae.